AUGUCGUCGUUACCAGUGUCAGCUGCUGACGAAAAUAUACCAUCAGCAAUGGCAAAUGUUAAAUUUUCUCGUGUAGCACUUAAACCUGGUGGACAUAAAUCAGCUCAAUUAGCUUAUUUUGAUCAAGAUGAAGAUGUUGGGCAAGCAAUGCAAACAAUAUUUCAAGAUAAAAUGUCGGAUGUACCAUCACCAAAAAUAAUUAUUGUACUAGAAGGUGGUAUUAAUAAUUCUAGUGAACGAUCCAAUGAUUUCAAUGAAAAACAAUUCUCAACAUCAGUUGCAAAAUUACUUCUAGAUAUUGGACGAAAUAAAUUGAGUGAUGACCAAGGUGCUCCAUGGUUAUUUAGUAACCUUCGACAUGAUUCAGUUGCUGGACGUAUCAUUCAAAUAACAAGACAACAAUAUUUAGCUAAUGAUAUACCAUUAUCACGGUUUGUUACAAUUGGUAUUGAUGUUUGUUCAUCUGUUUUGUUAGAAGAAGCUCCGUAUGAUUAUCAAACACUUGUUGAUGCAAUUUCGGAUAAAUCUCAAGAUAAAAUAAAAAAUGAAUUAAUAACAAAUAGUUGUACAAAUUCAAGUCGUAUAUUAAAUAAACGUUUAUCACGUGUUAUUUUAUAUGGAAGAAAACAAGAAGAUUUAACUGAUCGACGUACAAUAUUACAAAAAUGUGUAGAAGAAAUAGGACGAGUACGAGAUAAUGAUAAAAGUGAAAGUGUUAGUGUACCAAAAAUAAUGUUACUCUACGGUGGUGAUGUAGAUAAUGUUGAACCAAUUCAUCGUUUAUUAAAUGCUGAAAUUGAUCGAAGAAAAUUUGGUCUGGUUAUUAUUCGAGGUUCUGGUGGAUUGGCUGAUAUACUUGCUUGGGUUUGUGAUAAGAUUCGAGGUGGUGGAACAUGUACACAAGGUUCUGAACAAAAUCUAUUAACACCAACAUUUCUUCGAGAAUUAAAAGUACUUGUUAAUCAAUUACUUGGCAAUGAUUUAACUGAUGAUUUAAUAAAAUUAAUCACUUAUUUGGCAGUAACUCGAUGUAAAAAAAUACGUGUUUGUGAUGAAGAUGAUGAUCUUUCUUUAUAUCUUCUUGAAGCAUUAGUAACAGCAAAUCAAAAUCAACGUUUAUCAUCAUUAAAAUUACAUCUGUCAUUAGCUUUUGAUUUAAAUCAACCAAAAUUUGCAAGUCGAAUGUUACGUGCAAAUCAAGAUAUGCCUGAAGAAGAUUUAAUUCAAUUAGCUAAAAUGGCAAUCAUACGAGAUCAAGUAGAAUUUCUUCAUGUAUUAGAAGAUACUUGUGGUAUCACAUCAGAUAAUCUUGGCGAAAAAUUUGAAUGUGAAUUAAGUACAAAAAUGAAUUAUAAUCAUAAUCUUUUUCUUGAAUGUAUUCAACAAGAUUUUGGAUGUGCUCUGGAUGAAAUUUAUCGAUCAGCUGAUGAAAAUAAUGAAACUGCAGAAGAUGAAAUACAAUCAAUUAAUGUCAAAUUAUUUUUAUGGGCAGUAUUUUUUGAUCAUUAUAAUUUAUCAUUACACUUUUGGAGACGUCUCAAUGCAAGUUGUUUCAUGAUCUUCACAUGA
Messenger RNA from Adineta steineri, 1569 nucleotides. NCBI's taxonomy places the organism in Eukaryota, Metazoa, Rotifera, Eurotatoria, Adinetida, Adinetidae. The record is from the annotation of a GenBank genome assembly.